Messenger RNA from Aphanomyces astaci, 1303 nucleotides. RefSeq lists its product as hypothetical. The coding region runs from base 38 to 1186 and encodes 382 amino acids. Gene Ontology annotation, molecular function: magnesium ion binding. The record is from RefSeq and is a predicted model, not a curated record. The transcript has 9 exons. Gene Ontology annotation, biological process: nicotinic acid riboside biosynthetic process; inosine salvage; nucleotide metabolic process. Lineage: Eukaryota; Oomycota; Saprolegniomycetes; Saprolegniales; Verrucalvaceae.
CAAAGUUGCGGCGGCGACGCAGGAGGCCGUCGUCAUCAUGCUCAAGGAAGAAGAUCCGUUGAUCGAACUCAUCCGGGAAUGGAUCAUGGCGCCGAUUGACGAGUCGGCGGGGCUGCAGCUGUCGACACUGGAAGUGUUUACGUUGGUGGAAGACAUGAUCAACGAACAUGUCAAGCUUCCCCAUGGCUCGCGCUUGAAAAAGUACAUCCCCAAGGUCAAGCGCAUGUUCAUGCCCCUAAACCUCAUGGACGCUGUGCAUGCGUACGAUGCUGUCACGCACUUCUCAAGACGCAAGCGCGUUCCGCCGACCUUUAAAGACGUCCGACACAUCCUCAACCUCGCCACGAUCCAUGCGAUAGCACCCACGCUAAAACUUGUGACGUUCGAUGCCGACGAUACGAUCUACGAGGACGGCGGCUCCAUCAGUGAAUCGUCCGACAUGGUGACUGUCAUUGUCGAGUUGCUAAAGAAAGGCAAGGUGGUGUCGUUGGUGACGGCGGCAGGGUACCCUGGGGAGCCCCAGCGCUACGAAGCGCGACUGCGAGGGAUCCUCGACGCCUUGGCGAAAUUGCCCGAGGACGCGCAAUCCCGCUUCUUGGUUAUGGGGGGUGAAUGCAACUACCUCCACGUCACGUCGCGAGAUGCCGAUACUGGCGCAGUGUCGCUGCGCGUGGUGGACCCCGUGGAAUGGAAGGACGGCCGCGGCCAGCGCUGGGACCAGGCCGAAGUGGACCAGCUCUUGGAUCAGGCACAGUAUAUGAUACAUUCCACGUUGGAAGAGAUGGUGGCGUUGUUGGACAUGCCUGCCAAGAUCUUGCGCAAGGAGCGGGCCGUGGGCAUCUACAACCCAACGAACAAGCGAUUCGUGUACGAAAACCUCGAGGAAAUCGCCCUCACGGUGCAGCAAGUGCUCGUCACCAACAUUCCGCACUGCGCUUUCAACGGCGGCAACGACGUGUGGGUGGACAUUGGCAACAAAGCUCUCGGGAUCUCGGCGCUGCAGCACUAUGUUGUGCGCCUCUUGCCUGGCGACACGGAACUACAAGGGCACGAAUGUCUUCAUGUUGGCGACCGAUUCACCCGAACUGGAAACGAUACCUUGUCGAGAGAUGUGUCGUCAACGGUAUGGGUGUCCAACCCCCAAGAAACGGCCGACCUCGUGAAAUUGCUCGUGCCAUUGCUCUAACUAGUUCAGUGUACUAACGAGAUGGCUUAGUAUUACUACUACAACUACAGUAUGAACUAGUUUAUACUACGAACGUUAAAUGGAGAAGGAGUUUCAAAGGAACACGUCAUAACGUUA